UAAAUACAUCUACCUUAUCAUCGAAAGUUAACCUAUCAUCGCUCUUCUCUUUCUUCUAAGAUUCUCCAUGGCCACCACCAAAGUUGAAGCAGCUCUUUCUGUGACCUCAAAAGAUGACUCUGAUGAGGAAUUUACUGCAGUUAAACCUGCGGCUAAUGAUUCGUCAUCCUUAGAAGAUGGGAAGGUGAAAACUGCUCCUGCUACUAGCAAGGCUGCAAGCUCUGAUGAAGAUUCUGAUGAGGAUAGUGAAGAUGACAAACCUCCACAGAAAAAGGCUAAAGCAGAUACAAGACAGAGUAGUAGUGAUGAUUCUAGCGAUGAAUCUGAUGGAGAGGCAAAUAAAAAGGCCCUUGUGGAAUUUCAACGUAAAGAGUUACUGGGUCGCAAAAUCCGUCUUGAUGUGUCUGUUGAUAUGGGUCCCGAUGGACGAGUACUACACACUCCUGAUAGUACUUUCACCGGUGGAUUCGAUUGGCCUCCUUUCUGGUUAAGCAAACAAGACUGACACAGUAACUUUUGUUUUGAAUGUAGUUGUUUGCAUCCUCCAGUUAUUUUGUU
Molecule: messenger RNA, 558 nt
Organism: Arabidopsis arenosa
Lineage: Eukaryota; Viridiplantae; Streptophyta; Magnoliopsida; Brassicales; Brassicaceae
Source: the annotation of a GenBank genome assembly